GGUGUGAGGCGUCAAAUCAAAUGUCAUGUCAGUGGGAAGUGAGUGAGUGAAGAAAUGGUUUCACUGUGUUAUUUUAAUAGCAAUAAAUUAUAAAAUGCCUUAUUGGUACUACGAUAAAAAGGAUCUUCAAAAUACUCCAUCAUUUCGCGAUGGAAUCACCACGGAGACAGAGAACCGGUACCGCAAAGAAGGUGCCAGGUUCAUCAUUGACACGGGCUCUAAGAUGGACUUAGGUUAUAACACGGUCGCCACAGGAGUUGUUUAUUUCCAUCGGUUCUACAUGUUUCACUCGUUCAGGACGUUUCCGCGGUAUAUAACGGCUUGCUGCUGUUUGUUUCUCGCGGGGAAAGUGGAAGAGACACCAAAGAAGUGUAAGGAUAUAAUAAAAGUGGCGAAAUCUCUGCUAACGGAGCAGAAGUUCGCUUCGUUCGGGGAGGAUCCCAAGGAGGAAGUGAUGACGCUAGAGAGGAUCCUGCUGCAGACGAUCAAGUUCGACCUGCAGGUGGAGCACCCCUAUGGCUACCUCCUCAAGUAUGCCAAGUGCCUGAAAGGAGACAAGGCAAAGCUGCAGAAAAUGGUACAAAUGGCUUGGACAUUUGUUAAUGAUAGUUUAUGCACAACACUCUGCCUCCAAUGGGAGCCGGAGGUGAUCGCCGUGGCUCUCAUGUUCCUGGCAGGCAAGCUUAGCAAAUUUGAAGUUGUAGACUGGAACGGACGUACACCGAAACAUACAGCCUGGUGGGACAUGUUUGUUGAGGAUGUUACUAUGGAGUUGCUAGAAGAUAUUUGUCAUCAGGUGCUAGAUCUGUACUCGCCCCAGACCCAGCCGUCCGGCGCGGACUCCCCGCCGGGCCCCGACGCGCGGCCGCCGCCAAAAAACGACAAGAAGCCCUCCGUUACACCGCCAGCUUCCGCAUCGCCUAUCGCUAAGACCGUCGCCACGCCGGUGAAGAACGGAGACAAGCCCGAGCCGCCGCAGCCGGACGUGCGGUUCGGGUACCCGGCCUACCCGUACCCGCCCGUGUACUCGGCGCCGCCGCCGCGGCUGGGCCCCCCCACCGCGCCGCCGCUGUACCCGGAGCCGCCGCCGCGCCUGCCGCCCGUGCACGUGCCGCCGCCGCCGCACUACUACCCGCGCCCGCCCGGCCCGCCGCCCGGUCCUCCGCCGCGGCCUUACUACCCUCCCCCUUAGCGAUAGAUAGAUAGGUUAUGUAUUUUUUACUGAAUUAUAAUUGAUAGACUGCAA
Molecule: messenger RNA, 1246 nt
Organism: Leguminivora glycinivorella
Lineage: Eukaryota; Metazoa; Arthropoda; Insecta; Lepidoptera; Tortricidae
Product: cyclin-K
Exons: 3
Coding region: 95-1192 (365 amino acids)
Biological process (GO): regulation of transcription by RNA polymerase II; positive regulation of DNA-templated transcription, elongation
Cellular component (GO): nucleus; cyclin/CDK positive transcription elongation factor complex
Molecular function (GO): cyclin-dependent protein serine/threonine kinase activator activity
Source: RefSeq, a predicted model, not a curated record